This is a messenger RNA of Tupaia belangeri chinensis (Chinese tree shrew), 9298 nucleotides long. RefSeq names its product INO80 complex subunit D (gene INO80D). The coding region runs from base 221 to 3304 and encodes 1027 amino acids. NCBI's taxonomy places the organism in Eukaryota, Metazoa, Chordata, Mammalia, Scandentia, Tupaiidae. The record is from RefSeq and is a predicted model, not a curated record. The transcript is spliced from 10 exons. Gene Ontology annotation, cellular component: nucleus.
ACCACAUGAGUAAGAGUGUUCUCAUACUGUUUUACUUCCUGGGUGAGCUAGCUUUGCUUAUUUCUAUUUGUUAACUAGGCCUUUUGAUAUUUUUGUAGACAAUCUGCUUCAUCUUGAUUCUGCAGCAUUCCAAACUGUGGUAUCCUUGGGGUUCUCUUAACAUUGCUAUGGUGCAGAAGAUUUAAAAUCAGCUGAUGUUCACAAGGAAUAGAGUCACGUGAUGUAUGAAGGGAAACAUAUACACUUCUCUGAGGUUGACAAUAAGCCCUUGUGCUCAUAUAGCCCCAAACUGUGCAAGCAGCGGCGACUCAACGGCUACGCUUUCUGUAUCAGACACGUUCUGGAGGAUAAGACUGCCCCCUUCAAGCAAUGUGAAUAUGUGGCCAAGUAUAACAGCCAACGCUGCACCAACCCCAUCCCCAAAUCAGAGGAUCGCAGGUACUGCAACAGCCACUUGCAGGUACUUGGCUUUAUCCCGAAAAAAGAGAGGAAGAAAAAGAAUGAUCCUAUAGAAGAGGUGAAGGUCAGGCACCAGAUGGAUACCAUGGCCUUCAGCCUGACGGUGCCCACGUUGGCCUUGAAGAUGCCCAACGGACUGGAUGGAAUGUCCCUUUCUCCACCUGGGGCAAGGGUCCCUCUCCACUACUUGGAAACUGAGUUGGAAGACCCGUUUGCUUUCAACGAGGAAGACGAUGACCUAAAGAAAGGGGCAACUGUGAGAAAGAAGUUGCAGAGCAAGUUGGCUCAGAAUCGGCAGCGCCAGCGAGAGACAGAGAUUUUAAAAGUUCGACAAGAGCACUUUAGUCCCCCUCCUGCACCUUCACAGCAGCAGCCUCCGCAGCAGCACUCCCACCUGUCACCUUUAUCCACUUCUUUAAAACCUCCAGCGCCACCGCAGGGUUCGGUCUGCAAGUCACCUCAACCUCAGAACACCAGCCUACCAAUGCAGGGAGUGGCCCCCACCACACACACUAUAGCACAAGUACGGCAGUCGUCCCACAAGAGGCCCCUGCCCCUCCUGCCAUCCAGUAGGGCUCCCGCCGUGGACCCACCCCGGACUGACCGGGUCCUUAUGAAAGCCACAGCCUUCUCUCCACACUUCUCUUGUAUAAGUCGACUGCAGAGACUGGUGAAACUGUGCACCCAGAAACAUCAGUUGGACACUGAUCUCUUUCCGCAUUUAGGGUUGGACUGGUCCGAAGAGAGUGGAGAGGAACCAGAGGACUCAGAGCAGGCCUCGCCGUACCAGGUUGCAUGGUCCAUCCGAGAAACCCUCAGAUAUGAAAGACACAUGUCAGAUGAUGAUGAUACGGAGAGCAGGAGCUCCAGGGUGACCCAACUUUGCACUUACUUUCAGCAGAAAUAUAAGCACCUCUGCCGCCUGGAGCGGGCAGAAUCUCGUCAAAAGAAAUGCCGGCAUUCGUUUAGGAAAGCUUUACUGCAGGCGGCCAGUAAGGAGCCGGAAUGUACUGGUCAGCUAAUACAAGAACUGCGGAGAGCCGCGUGCAGCCGAACCAGCAUAAGCCGGGCCAAGUUAAGGGAAGCGGAGCCAGCCGUUUGCUGCGGAACCGUGAAGGGUGAGCAGUGCACUAACAAAGCCCUGCCGUUCACCAGACACUGUUUCCAACAUAUCCUCUUGUACCGCUCUCAGCAGCUCUUCUCAAGCUGCACAGCCAAGUUUGCGGACGGGCAGCAGUGCUCCGUGCCAGUUUUUGACAUCACUCAUCAGACACCUCUGUGUGAAGAACAUGCCAAAAAAAUGGAUAAUUUCUUGAGAGGAGAUAACUCCCGUAAAGUUCAGCACCAGCAGCAGAGGAAACCCAGGAAAAAAACCAAGCCUCCUGCACUUACCAAAAAACACAAGAAGAAGAGAAGGCGUGGCCCUCGCCGACCCCAAAAACCCAUCCCCCCUGCAGUCCCCCAAGGGAACCUCAGCAUGCCCACCAGCGUCUCACUGCCAGUGGAGGCCUCGCAGAUCCGGAGCCCGUCCACACCAGAGCUGAGUGCCGACGAGUUGCCGGAUGACAUCGCCAAUGAGAUCACUGACAUUCCACACGACUUGGAACUGAACCAGGAGGACUUCUCUGACGUCCUGCCACGGCUACCUGAUGACCUACAAGAUUUUGAUUUUUUUGAAGGAAAGAAUGGAGACCUCCUUCCCACUACUGAAGAGGCUGAGGAGCUUGAACGGGCCCUGCAGGCUGUAACUUCUCUCGAGUGCCUGAGUACCAUUGGGGUACUUACCCAGUCAGAUGGUGUGCCAGUCCAGGAGUUGUCAGAUAGAGGAAUAGGGGUGUUCUCCACAGGCACUGGAGCUUCUGGAAUCCAGUCCUUGAGCCGAGAGGUAAACACGGACCUAGGGGAGCUGUUGAAUGGGCGUAUAGUACAUGAUAAUUUUUCUAGUCUAGAGCUGGAUGAGAACCUGCUCCGUUCUGCUACCUUGUCUAACCCACCUACACCCCUGGCAGGGCAGAUCCAGGGGCAGUUCUCUGCCCCAGCCAACGUUGGCCUUACUUCUGCCACUCUGAUCAGCCAGAGUGCACUUGGGGAGAGAGCCUUCCCAGGACAGUUUCAUGGACUUCAUGAUGGCAGCCAUGCCUCCCAGAGGCCACAUCCUGCCCAGCUGCUGAGCAAGGCAGAUGACCUAAUCACCUCACGACAGCAAUACAGCAGUGAUCAUUCACACUCCUCGCCCCAUGGAAGCCAUUAUGAUAGUGAGCAUGUGCCGUCUCCCUACAGUGACCAUAUCACCUCUCCCCAUACGACAUCUUACUCUGGUGAUAAUAUGGCAGCUACCUUUUCAGCAGAGAUGCCCAUCAUGGCGCAGCACUUGCUCCCCACGCAACUUGAGGUGCCACUUGGAGGAGUGGUAAACCCCAGAACUCACUGGGGAAAUCUCCCCGUCAACCUCGGAGAUCCCUCUCCAUUCAGCAACCUUCUCGGCGCAGAUGGACAUCUUCUUUCCACUUCCCUAUCCACACCACCCACCACUUCGAACUCAGAGACCACACAGCCUGCCUUCGCCACCGUGACCCCCAGCAGCUCCAGUGUGCUUCCGGGGUUACCGCAGACCAGCUUCAGUGGCAUGGGGCCUUCUGCUGAACUAAUGGCCUCCACCUCUCCCAAGCAGCAACUCCCUCAGUUCAGCGCAGCCUUCGGCCACCAGCUGAGUUCUCACAGUGGCAUUCCUAAGGACCUGCAGCCCAGCCACAGCUCGAUAGCCCCUCCUACAGGCUUCACAGUAACAGGUGCCACAGCUACAAGUACCAAUAAUGCAUCUUCUCCCUUCCCCUCCCCUAACUGAGCGUGUCUGUGUGUUUGCAGGCAGGUGGGGAACCCGGUGUUUUCUAUCUUUGUUUCCUCCUUAGCAUCCUUCUCCCCUUUUCCUCAAGAAGAUUUUAAAAAUAACAGAUGGGGAUUUGAGGGGCACCCCUUUCCCAGUUCAACAAGUGGCCCUGCAGUGGACCUUGCUUCAGUGUUCACGUGUGCUCCUUAGCACUGGUGCUCAUUUCCCUCCGGGCGGGUCCACUCGGCCCCAGUGGUUUCCUUAGUGGUUCAGCACAGAGACUGGAUAGGAUGGAUUUUUAGCAGCAAGUCCUAGAAGUGGAAGAUACCUCAGAUUACCAGUGCCCUUUACUAUUUCCUAGUAUUCAGAUCAAUGCUUUCCAUUCUGUUGCCAGGUUCUUACACAGGUGGUUCCAGUUAGAAUGAGCCUAUUACUAUUGAGUUCCUGUGUAAGAGAUAGCAAAUGGUGUGUAGAGACAGGUCAAGGCUCUGACUUAAACCAACUGCUAAACACCACAGUGAGGUCAGGGUUCCAUUCCUAAUUGUGAUCAUGUUUAACAAAAAAGGAAAAAGAAUUGUCUUUUGACUGCCCUGUAAGUAUGUGUGUGCCCACAUGUGUGUUUUUGUGCAGUGCAAGCAGCAGCUGCCCAUUGGUUUGGGUUUUUGCGUUUUUGGUUUGUUUUCCCCUGUACCAAGUGUUUUCCUCCUUUCUACAUUGUAGCCCUGGUAAGGUUGGCUAUUCUUUCCCACUAAAUCAGCUGAAGUGUCCUGAACAGGGAGGGAAUAGCACAACCCCUUUCUGCUAAAAGUUAGCCCAAGAAGAAAUGAAACAUAAAAAGUAAAUUCAAAUGAGUGGCGUGGGCAUGUCAUCAAAAGCUUGCCUGGAGUGUGGCUCCAGGGUUGCUGAGGUUUGGGGACCUGGCGGCCACUUUGCCUUUUUCAGGUACACAUUUGUUUCUAAAUCCCUCUGUCAUGAAAUACAUUUGCAAGAUGUAAUGGAAAAAAAAAGAUUUUGAUGUGAAAGAGCAGGAUAGAUGAGAUAGAUUUGAAAAGAUGGGAAUCUGUGAAUUCCCUGAUCCAUCUUUUGCUUUGGAAUUUUUCAUGUUUACAGUAGUGAUUCUUUGGUAAGAUUUGUAAAAUGUUGAAGACACUUGUAGAAUCCGUGUACCAGUUGUGAAGUGGUGUGUAAUAUCUGAAGGAUACACAUUUUAAAGUUUCUGUUUCAAAGCAGAAUAUGGGAAUUAGACAUAAAUUUUACCCACCCUUCGGUACUUCUAAAAUAAUUUAAGUAAUUACGAUUAAGUAAAUUUGGGAAUUGUUUUGGGAUUUUUUUCUUUUGAAAGUUUCAGGAUUUUAUGAUUAAAAAUCAUAUUGGGUAGUUUAGAAAGUUGGUGACCAUGAAAUGAAUAUGUGAGGUCUCUUCUUGCCUGCCUUUUCUUCCUCCCACAGAGGGAUUGUAAAGGCAUCUCUACUCUGCUUUUACUGAGAAGUUUCACUGUCCCUUGAGAUACCAUUGGCUAUUUAUACCUGAGUCUAGUCUAAUUUACAUAUAUAUAUUUUAAAAGAUCCAUAGAGAGAACAUAUCUAUUAAUGUUGUGGUACAAUAAUUCAUUUGUCAGGGAAUAUUUGAUCUUAAUUCCUUUCUAAUAGGUAAAGAUUUGGAUGUAUUUUCCUACUUCCUGUACACAUUCUCUUUAUGCCAUGCUAGUUCUAACCAGUCCCUUCUUUUGAAAGCUUUUCUUUCUCUGCUUUUUAAAGGAAUGAUGGUGAUCAGCAGGCAUUAUGCAGAUACCACGUGCCUGAGAUUAUGGAGGGGAAAUGUCUCAUGACUGUAUGAAAUCAUUGUAUGCCCUAUUUUGUAUUUAUUGAAGUUUCUUUUUGUGGGCCAAAAAUAUGUUUGUAAUAUAUUUAGGGUUUUGGUUUUUUUUUUUAAAUCAUGGUAGCUGAUUGGAAGAUUUAUUUUUAAUAGCUUUGCCUUUUAUGCAGAUUGAGAAAUUUCUAAAUUAUGAAUUAUGUCACAAAGCAAAAUUAUAUUUGGUAUCACCAUACAUUUCUAUUCUCAAUGGUGGGAGCAGAUCAUUUGCAUAUUCUCACCUGGGAACCUACAUUAGUAAGCUUUUUAAUUUUAAUGUACUGUAAUGAAAUGAUUAUGAGUAGUUACCUCUGCUCAAAAGUGUCACUUAGUUUCCUAAACUAUUUUCGUGUCCCAUUAUAGUCAUCACUAGAUAACUGUCCAUUCCCAGCGAUUCGGUUUAGUCUCCGUGGUGUAAUUAAAGGUCAUAGCAGAGCAGCGUGUGGACUUUCUUUGACAGUGAGGGGAAAGUCAUGGGUAGUGGAUUUGAACGUUUCUGGCUGUGUAUCCCUCCUGUGAGCUGCUGAAAAUUCUUCAGUUAUCACAACUGAGUUUGCAGUAAGUUGCACAUUUUAUUGUUUGCAAUUUUCUGUUUUCUGUGCAUUUAAAAGCCCUUCUCUGCUUUCUAGUAAGGAGGCAUGAAAUGAUCAGGAAUGUUGCCAGUUACAGCUUCACACCAAAAACUUUGAGUGGAUUUGUUUUUAUGUAGGUGCCCAUUAUGAUAGCUGAAGAAAGGGCUGUCUUAGAAAGUUCCUGGGUAGGGUUGAGAGAUGAGCAAAAACAAACUUUCCUUCUCAUUUAAUGUACUUCAGAACUAAUAUCCAGGCUUGCAGUUUGCUUUGCUCUUGCUGUUUCUUGUGAGUCCUUUUUCAGAAGAGAGAAGAACAUCUCUAAGCCCAGAGAUAAUCUAUUUACUUUUCUUCUAAUUAAUGGAGCAAUUCUAGUCUAUUAGCAGUAGGUGUGUUAUUAAUAUGUGAAGAAAGAAAUGAAGUGUCUUUUAUUCCAGAAAUAUGAAAAUUCGCGUCUUUUAAAAUAGCACUUACGCUGUCCUAAGGCAAUACUGGAAUCACAAACCAACCUUAGAGAGGUCCUAAUUAGGAGGACACUAUCAAUAGCUUUUAUCCCAGUGUUAAACACAUACGUAGUGACAAAGAAGGUUCGCUCUGUUUCUGCAGUUCUUUGGGACCAUUGAUAAAGGCCAGUUCGAUUGUGUUACUGUGAUUUAAUUUUUGAAGUUGCUGCAGUUAAUGGAUCCAUUCUGUGCUUUUGAGAAUCUGAACUCCAUUCUCACGUGUGAUACUCACUGGCUGUUAUCUGUAGCAUCUGAAGAAAAGAUGGGCUUUCUCUCCUUCCCUCUCCCUAAGUAAUUGUUAAUAUUAUUUUAAUUAAAGUACUUAAAACAUUGUUUUUGCUCUGUAAAAAUGGCAUAGCAAUUUGCACAUCUGGUUAGGUUAUGUAGCUAGUAAACAAUUCAUGAUAGUAAAUAGCAAUUACACUUAACCCACCAAGUGACAGACUAUGCAAUGGAAAAUUUUCUAAUUAUCGUCGCAUAGCUUAUACAGCAAAGGAUUAUUUUCUCUAGAAACCUACCGUGUGUGAGAUAACUGCUUUAUAAAUAACUUCCUGAGCAAUUUCAUGGUGGCAGGCAGUGUGGUGUGUCUAGUGUCCUUCUAUGAAAAGAUAAUUUAGUAAGAAGCAAAUAGUAGAUAUGGAACUCAAGUUGGAAAGUUUUUUUUAAGUUUCCUUAAAAUUGGUAUUACUGUCUGUAGUGGCUUUAAAGCUAAAGAAAGCUAAUACUUUAUCUUUGCCAAAUAAUUAUUUAUAAGAUUUAUUUCUUACGUAGCCCAAUCUCUCAGCUGAAUGUUAAGAAUCAUCAUUUUCUAUGACUAACAUGAAAGCUUUUUCUUCUGCCUCAAUCCGUGAUCAAAAUCCACAGUGACAAAGAUAGUUUUUGAUUAGGAAGGAAACCAGGUCCAGAUACAUACAGACGCCCUGUCUAUACAGAUUUUUUUGUUUUGUAACAUAAAAGGUUUGAAAUUGCUGUUGACCUAUACUAUUCUGUUUUUAUCAGUUGGCAUCAGAACAUGCCCGUUUGCAGGUCAGUCCCUUAGUCCCUUGGUGUCAGCUGGCCAGUACUCACUCACCCACAGUCCUGCGGGUGCCCUUUGCAUCUUGGGGUGCUGAUGCUGGUUGAGGGGUUUCAUCAGGAGCGUUUCUGAGAGACUGUUAGCCUUUUCUCCAAGUUAGUUCAAAAGGUUGUUGUGGAUUGGUGGUGUAAAAAGAUGAGGAUAUUAACACUAAUCUAAUUAUUGAAUAGGUUUGACAUUUAAUUUUAAAAUGUUAGGUGUCUAGUUUUCAGUUUCUUCUCUUUCUGACUUUUAAAAAUUCUGUUUAAAUUCUAUUCUUAAUCUCGUGCUAAGUGGUCAGCAGAACUUUCCAGUUUAAUGAGGCAAUUUAGAGGAUUCCUUGGAAGAAAAUGUAGUUAUACUGAACAGUCCUCAUUUAUAGCUCUUUCAUCACCAAUGUCUACGUUGUUCCAAGGAUUUUUUUUUUUCUGACAAAAAAAUAUUUCUUGUGAGGAAGGGCCUUAUGUAUAUGAAAGAACAUAGAGUUUUUUCUUACUCUGAGUAAGUUGGAAAUCACUAUCAUUUCAGUAGAAAAGUAAAGCAAUUUAAUGGUUUCUUAGUAUCUUGACCUUCAUAAGCUUUCCUAUAUCAUAUUCUGGAGGGAACCAAAAUCAUGUUUAGUAAAUCAAAGUAACAUCUUAAAUCCUAUCUUUUAAAAAAAUGUGUAAUGAAAUACCAGUGAAGAAGGUACCUGGAUUAUCUGCUAAGCAUUUUCUCCUGAAGACACCCAGAGUUCCCCUUGGAAAACUUUUCAGCGUGCAGUGCGGAAGGCUCCAGUGCAGCUAAAAAUGCCACCCCCAUUGCUUUUACCUGGGGAACAGACUGAUUUGCCCUGAAAUGACUCCCACCUGCACCGUUGAGUUAGGAAAGAAAAUGUAAAACACACAUGAAUAUUUAUGUCUCUUUUAUUAACCAGUAUCAUUAAUGCUGCAGUUGUGGGUCAAACUUAGGGAUCCUUAUUUCUAAAUAAUGAAAACACUUUUCGUGACUCCAGCUCUUAAUCUUUUAGCAUCUGCAUCUCUGUACUGUCUUACAGAGCUUAUAAAAGGAGAUGUGGGGUUUCAGAGAGCGCAAGCCAACUUGGUAUGACUGUCCCCCGUGUUCCCAAAUAAUGGGGGAGAGUGUUGUGCUAAUUUGAAUUGCAGUGUUUUUGGUGAUCUGAAGUUUUGUCUGGAAAACAAUUAUAAGAGAAACAUCUCUCUAACCCUUAGUAGGUGUGGAGAGUCGUGCAGCUUUCCUUCCUCCCUUCCUCUGCCCACCAGCCCAGCCUCGCCCAGCCCUGCCCAGCCCUGCCCAGCCCUGCCCAGCCCUGCCCAGCCCUGCCCAGUCCUGCCCAGUCCUGCCCAGUCCUGCCCAGCCCCGAGGUUUGCAUAUACGGGGCACGUGAUCUGAACUGAUCCUGGCCCCGAAGAGUAAUAGAAUCCUCCUCUUUCACUCGUUUUGUUUUUGUUUGGUUUUGUUUUUAAGCUGGGGACCACUGAAGUAAGCUCUGUAGACACCCAGAGUUCCCCUUGGAAAACUUUUCAGCGUGCAGUGCGGAAGGCUCCAGUGCAGCUAAAAAUGCCACCCCAUUGCUUUUACGUGGGGAACAGACUGAUUUGCCCUGAAAUGACUCCCACCUGCAUCGUUAAGGUACAGUUGCCUCCAGCUGGUUAGCGCUGAAAUCAUGGAAAGUUUGACACUUGCUGACGUUGUCUUCACCUGUUUGAAAGGGUUGACUCAGUUCCUCUCAACAGUGAUAGUUCUUUUCACUGUAUAGUAUUGAGUAUGUCUCAGGGAUUCCUUGUGGAAAUUAGGGCAGUUUUUAAAAUAAGAAAAUAGUUUUAAAAGAAACUAAAGGUGACUCAUCAUUGAAGAGAGCGCAAGAAAGAGAAAAACAUUUGAUUUCGUAGCCCACAGUGUCUUGCAUAGGACUUUUUCCUUUCUCCUUCAGGCUCUCAUCUCAGCUUCAGCAUACAGACUCCCUUCCCAUCAUGCACAGCUUUAAACUUUUAUUUAAAAACUUCCUCCCCCAAUGAGCUUUCAGAAUACUUAU